CCUCCCCUCCCCCUCUUGUUUAUCGUCGCACCCUCUCCUUCAAGGUGAAACGCCCGCGUGCUCCUCCGCGACGCCGUCGCCACCUCGAGCUGUCGACUUAACCUCUUGUUCUCUGUUUCUCUAAAAGUUUAUACAAAUAAAUCGAAAGUGCACGAGUGUAUUGAAGAAGAAAAAGAGAUUCGUAGUGAGCCUGAAUAAUCACUAUGAACGAUUAUUACCGCCUCAGAUAUGACAUUAAGUGACGCCAGUAAUCAGAAAUUACAAUGAUUGGUGCGGCCUGUAGUUUGGAAGAUGCGUGUCAGCAGGCUCAGGAUAUGAUUAAUCAAGUACCCAGAUCUUGGAAAAAUGCGAUAGGUCCAGAUUCUUUGGCCUUAAUAUCGAAUAAAUCAUUGCCCUCACAGAAGAAAGAGCAGAGUCACUCCAGGCACAGCAUCCAGUCCAAACUCACCAGACUCUACUUUGAAGAACUCUCCAAGGUUCCUCAUGCAACCCCAGAUUCCGUUCUGAACAAUCUUGAGAAUGAGUGCGACCUUUUGGGGCGAUUAGUGCAACGAGAAGGUUUACAUACAUUAAUUGUUAAUCUCUAUGCUGGUAAUAAAGGAUACUCAUUAGCUGUAAGAAAUAGUGAUAAGGGGAAUCAGUAUGAUAAAAAUUCAUUACUAGCCGAGACUCAACUCAUGGGUUACGAACAGGGUGAACUACUUUCGUGCAUAGAUAAUGGUCAACUGCCGGCGAUGUUAGCCGAACAAUUAGAAUCCAAUUAUUCACAUUUAUUUUACGAUGGUUGCAUAAUCGCUGAGGUCCGAGAUUAUCGAAAGUCAUUCUCUCAUAACAGAGCCGAAGUUCAUCAUGUACUUCUUAAACCUACGACACAGAGCGUACUUUCGGAUGUGUCGACGCUUACAAGUGACGGAGAUUGGAGCCACGAGGAGCGGUUAAUGUUAGAAUCACAUAUAGUGGCAGCUACUCAAGGACCUUUAUGCUUAGAUCCGAAUCCUAUUCCCACCUUAGCUAGUACAAGAAUUAAACAAUCUAAAUCACUACUUACCGAUUAUCAGCUCAUGCGACAAGCCAAAAAGUUCUCUCAGGUCACAGUGAAUCGAAAAAGAAAAUUGGAACAGUUAGCCCAGUCGGAAGGACAAACGAUGCAGGAGUUAAUGCAGAAAUACCGUUCGAAAAGAAGAGGAUUAGCGACAAGCACUGCCUGCCCACCGCCUUUUCUCACAAGCCCUCCUCUGCUUCCACCAUCUUCAGCAAUCGAAGUUUUAAGAUAUGCAAAAGCAUACGAACGGCCAAAAGAAACGAUAGACUGUACGCCACAAGUUAUAGAAGAGUAUAUAUUAGAACCUGCGGAAAGUCAAGAUUACAUAAAGCUCUCGAUCCUUCAAAGACCUGCUACUUCCGAGUGCCUUGGAGAACUUUAUAUGGAUAAAAAUCAUCGUGACGGAAAAAAGAAUGGUUCUUCUUGCCGGUUUACAUUAGGAACCAGAACCAUAGCGAAUCAUUACUAUCAGCAGUUUAAAGAAAUAUUCACAGAGGAGGGUAGGAAGAAUGUGAGAAUAAGACAUAUUAUACCAGGAGCUGUACCAGGACAGACUCGUAUUACAUGUACACCUAGCAUGCAGCGAGCACAUCAGCAGGCGCAACAAGCGAAAUUAGCGGCUCGACAAUUUCAGCAAAUUCAAUCGCAACAGAUGGCACAGCAGCAAAUCCGCUCGCCGCUUCAGAUGCUAUCGCGGGCCCAGCAAGGACAACUGAAUACUCUGACCGGUCAGGUGGCCUCGAUGAAAACUAUGACGGAAGCCAGCACCUCUGUACAAAAUAAUCUCUGCGUAGACUCUGCAAAUAUGCCGCAAGUUAUUCCUCAGAACGAUGCCACCGUAUUGAGUUCAGGCCAGUCUUUGGCCAACGGUGGCCCCAACGCGUCCACCUCCGUGCAGGUCGAUAAUUCUUCUACGAUAGCAGUAGCUGACAACGCUUGUAACGGCUCCGGCAUCCUGGUUUUUCAACAAAAAUCGAGUGGUACUAUUAAUAACGCGACAUCCACUAAUGUUCCGGUCUUGCAAGCGCAAUUGCAAGCAGGGACACAGAAUUGUAUAAGUGAAACUGCCAAUCAGAACCAAAAUGAGCCGCCGUUCAAGAAACACUCGACUAAUCCGGCAAUAUGUGCCCUCGUCACUUCCCUCAUGAAUUCCGCGAAUCAGUUCCAACAACAAGCCGCAGCCAAUGCAGCAGCCGCAGCUAUGAACAACAACAAUGCGCAAGCUACAAAUAAGUCCAGCAACGCCACGAUCCUUAAUUUAUUAAAUAGUCCUACAAAUUUGGCUCAACAGAAAGUUCAACCGCGAAAGAUUUCUCUCAAUGCUUCCAUCCCAUCCAGAGUUUUUAGUCAGGGCAAUGUGAUCAACGUACCUAGCACUACGGGUCAGGUACGCGUGAGUUUGAAUUCCGCUUUAACCGGACAGCUAGGGUGCAAGCAACAAUCUAUGAAGACGACCACCGUGAGACUCGCGCGAGUGCAAGAUUCCACGUCUACGCUUGGCUUAUCAAUGCCGGGACUUUCGGCCAUGCUUGCUGGUACAAUAAACAUUAUCUAUAGAUCUUUAAAGAUACUCUAUUACGAUAAAAAAU
This is a messenger RNA of Nylanderia fulva, 2631 nucleotides long. The record is from RefSeq and is a predicted model, not a curated record. NCBI's taxonomy places the organism in Eukaryota, Metazoa, Arthropoda, Insecta, Hymenoptera, Formicidae.